CAGGACACUGUCCAGUUUCUUUGGCGGUGCGAAAAAGACGAUCACGAACAAUCUGUGUACAAUGCCUUUGCCUUGCCUCUUGUGCAAUGGUAUCCAGCCUGCUGUUUGUUUCUUCUACUGUUGAAUCAGACCGCCCGGUAGGCUGUCACGCUGGUCACAGAUUACCUAGUCAAAGGAUUCACAACGAUGUAAUGCAUUGUGUAUCUAGUGUGUGUGCACACACCUGCACAUCAUGAACCGAACAAAAUCGAAGAAACGGAUUGACAGCCAGCUUGAUGCACAUUAACUGCUUUUGAGCGCGCAGCAGCUUCAAAAGUCAACAAACGUCGUCAUAGUCAAUAAAGCUGCUGUGGGAACAAUAAAGCUGUCGCAAAGCAGCAAACGUACAAAUGACAACUUGUUCAGACGGUAGGGCUGUUUCCUUCAAACCCAUCAAGCCCGUCAAACCUGCAGGUAUAUUGCAGCAGAACCUAUGACAAGCCCCUCAAGUCUGUCGAGGUUGUAGCCCUGACACACCCUACCUUUUGAAUCGUCAAGCGUGCACUUUGCUGAUGGGGCUGCGCAGCAAAGGGGUUGACGAAGUCGUCCAACCCCUGUCUAGUCUACCAAACGUCAGACCCUUGGGGCCCGCUUGCAAGUGUCUCGGCUUGUUUCGACGUCAACCACCAAAGCGAAAUAUGCUUGGUUUCCUCUACCAGGGCCGCCCUGCCCAGCGGCUUGGGGUCUUUCUUGGGGGGUUGUGUCUGUUUAACUAUUAUAUUCUUGGUAGUGGCUUGGAUCUCUUGGCCGAUUUUUUGUUUCCUGCUGGUUGGCGAUCCUCUCCAAUCCUCUCUCUUUUUGUUAUUAUCGUCCCCGGCUUCUCUUAACCUUUUGUCUUUUUAAUAUACACACUCAUUUUUAUUGCUUUUAUUCUUCUCUAGAUUGCUUGCCGUUUGAAGACGGCAAACAUUCUUUUGUUGCUUUUUUUUCUUGUUCCUUUUUUUUUUAUCCUUUUCUUUUUCACUUCUCCUGGCUGGCCAUCAUUGAGGGAGCUUAGACGCCGAUACUCGGACAGAAUCCACGAAAGCUUCAAAAAGUGUACGACCAGAAACGAUCAUUUUGCGCUUGCCACUCAAAUUUACUACUGUCUCCUAUUGUCGAUAUACCGGGUUUGACGAAUCUUGAUUUGGCUCCUCGCUCCCUAGACUGGCUUGAUCUUACCCCGUGAGACAUUCUCCUAAGUCUAAUACCACCAAAAUAUUCCGAUUUGACCAUCCUGGACCGAUGCGCACGUCAAGGUAGCAUAUAGUUUCUCGUUCCCUUUUUUUCCGACCCUAUUAUGGCCGCAACAUCCAUCCGCGGGCUGUUGCUGCUCGCGGUGGCUGCAGCCGCAGGCCCUCUCGAAGCCGCCCAGGAGCCACACGACCCGGGAUGCUUACACAUGCCCAUCAUGCACAUGAGCAAGGCAGAGCAGUACCAGAAACGAGCCGUCAAGGUUCCAUUCGACCAGAGGUUUGAUGUCGGCUACUACACCAAGCUCUCCUUUGGCACUCCUGCCCAGGAGGCCUUGGUCCAUCUGGACACUGGCUCCUUUGAGCUCUGGAUAAAUCCGACAUGUAACAACCUCGAUGGUGCUGGGGAGCAGCAGUUUUGCAGGGCAGGCGGCAGUUACGACCCGGCGCAAUCGACGACGGUGCAGAGGCUGGGCACGACGAACACGCUGAGGUAUGGAAUCGGGUCGGCCAACAUAUCAUAUGUCAAGGACACGGUCGGGAUCCCAGGGACGAACAUGUCUGUCAGGAGCGCACAGUUCGGCGUGGCGACGUCGAGCGAAACGCAAAACGCGGGCAUCUUGGGCAUCGGGCACGGCGUCGGCCAGGCGAUCGGGUACCGCAAUUUUAUAGACGAGCUGAAGGCGCAGAACGUCACCAAGACUCGCGCUUUUUCGGUGGCGCUCGGUGGCAAGGACGAGAAGCAGGGCACGGUGGUGUUUGGUGGAGUCGACACGUCAAAGUUCGCCGGCGGACUGGCCAGGCUGCCCAUUAUUCCGGCCGCUCAGAGCCCGGACGGCGUGCGUCGCUACUGGGUGAACAUGUCGUCAAUCUCGCUGCACCCGCCGUCCGGGCGCAACAAGACCUACCCGGGCACCAACAUGCCCGUGUUCCUCGACACGGGCUCCACGCUGACGCUGCUCCCCGAAGCACUGGUAAAGUCGGUCGCGUCCGACUUUGGCUCGAUGCAGCAGGACGCCGGCGGCUACUGGCCGGUCGACUGCUCGCUCGUCGGCAUCAACGGCACCAUGGACUUUGCCUUUGACGGCGUGACCAUCAAGGUUCCCUACAAGGAGCUGAUCCGCCAGUUCGGCAACAGCUGCGUGCUGGGCCUGAGCAGCCACAGCAGCUUCACCCUGCUCGGGGACACCUUUAUGCGCAGCGCGUACUUUGUAUUCGACCAGGACUCGGACUGCGUCUGGAUGACGCAGUACACAAACUGCGGCAGCACCCCGGCCGCCCUCGCGUCGGUCGCGUCGCUGAGGACCCUGCAGGGCGCCUGUCCGCUCAAGCAGGGCAGCGUGUCGGCCGUGACGGCCGGCACGGCCGGCGCCGCUGCGCCGUCGACGACCGCGUCGCCGAAGGCUCCUGGUGCGGGCGGUGGAAGCGGAAGCAAUGGUGGGGGAGGCGCAAAGGGUUCGCCGCCCCCCGGUGCGAGUGCGUCGGCGCCCGACAGCAAAUUGAAGAACGCUGGUGGUAGGGCCAUGCAGGUACCGGCUAUUUCAUCAGCGGUCGUCACCUUGGUUCUUACAACCCUUGCGGCAUUACAUCUUGCAUUGUAGAGAAACGUUUCAUUGGAAGCUGGCGUCUUCGACAAGAGGGGAAAUCAGACGACAGGCUUUCAGAGUACAUAUACACAGUCAUGGAUGAGAUACUCAUCCGAUUGGUACAUAAAAACAUCAAGCAUUUUGGGAUCUGUGCAUGAUUUCAUCAUUUCAUCUCUAUAUUUUUUAAUAAUGGGGCCGGUGUCUUGAGCUGUAUAUCGCUAGCGGUUUUAUCUUCUUCUCGUUGUAGUUCCCGAUAUAAUCAACAGUAACAUCCUG
Molecule: messenger RNA, 3073 nt
Organism: Pyricularia oryzae 70-15
Lineage: Eukaryota; Fungi; Ascomycota; Sordariomycetes; Magnaporthales; Pyriculariaceae
Product: candidapepsin-8
Exons: 2
Coding region: 1319-2812 (497 amino acids)
Biological process (GO): proteolysis
Molecular function (GO): aspartic-type endopeptidase activity
Source: RefSeq, a predicted model, not a curated record